Messenger RNA from Paramormyrops kingsleyae, 3351 nucleotides. Lineage: Eukaryota; Metazoa; Chordata; Actinopteri; Osteoglossiformes; Mormyridae. The record is from RefSeq and is a predicted model, not a curated record.
UUGCUACACUGCCGUCAAGUGCUAUGCCGUAGUCCAGUUUCUGGUCUAAGCAGCAACAAUGAUGUGGUUAAAGUGUAUUUUCGCAUUUUCGUGUGUAAUAUUUUUCUUCGGACGACGAGCUGUCGCCGCUCUUCAGGACGUGACAUCGGAUUUAUUUGGAUCUGAAUUUCAUGGCACUGUCGCUGCCUUCGGGGAUUUUAAUUCGGAUAAACAAACAGACAUCUUCAUCAUCCGAGAACAUUCUGAAGUGAUAAUCUUCCUGGCUGAUCUGAAGAUCCCAUACUUCAAACCAAAAGUUAAUCUGUCCAAAGAGCUCUUCCCGGACGUUAUCAUUAGCAGUGUGGUGCCUGGAGACUAUGAUGGCGAUUCGCAGAUGGACGUCUUGCUCACGACCUACCCGAAGGGAAAGAAUACAGAGGAGACCAAAGUUACCAUUUACUGGGGAAAUAAUCAAACUUUAGAUAAAAAUGGAAAAAUUGAUCUGAACAUAACGUUUUUGGAUGAGCCCCUGGUCAUGGAUUUUAAUGGUGAUAUGAUUCCAGACGUAUUUGGUACCAAUACAGACCAUUCACCACGGGCGUGCUACUUCAAACAAAAGAAAGUAGUAUGUGAAGCAGCCCUUGAACCAACUAUCUCAAUGUACACCCCACAUUCCAAUGCAUUCAUUGACCUCAACAAAGACUUCACAGCGGACCUGUUCCUCACGGUGGAGGAUGGGUUCCAGACAUGGAUCAAUCAGAACGGAAACUUCACCAAAAGCUGGAAGACCAGCCUCCCAGAUGGCGUGAAGGUCAUCGGCCAGUCUGCUUUCGUGGACUUUGAUGGGGACGGCUCGCAGGACCACCUGCUGCCAGUGUGUCAUGACGCAGAAUGCAAGAAAAGCACCAUCUACCUCUCUAAGCCUGGGGACCAUCAGUGGCUGCCCAUCCUGACGGAUUUCCAGCGGAGGGAUACGCUGUGGGGCUUCGUCCCUCCCCAGUCCAAGCGCGAGCUGCGGUUCCCCAUCACCCUCCACCUUGGGGACUACAACCUGGAUGGCUUCCCGGAUGCCCUGGCUGUCCUGAGGAACACCAGCGGAAGUCUCAGGACCCAGCAGGCCUUCCUCCUGGAGAACGUGCCAUGCGAUAAUGCCAGCUGCCGGGCCGCGGGUCGGGCCUUCCGGAUCCACUCGGACCUUGGCGCUGUGGGCGGGGCCGCCGCUGUGGCAACCUUCUUCGACAUCUACGAGGAUGGAAUAUUAGACAUGAUUGUGCUCAGCCGAGAGGAAGACAAAGGCGAGCUCACCAUCUCUGCUCUCAAAAACAACUUUGAGGCCGACGCCUACUUUGUUAAAGUCAUCGUGCUCAGCGGCCUGUGCUCCAACAACUGCCCUGACAAUGUUAAGGUGAGUUGGGGGGGGGGGCAAUGGACAGGUCCCGUGCUCAUGUACACUUCUAUCCGAAACGAUUUGAACCAGUAUCUUCGUAAUGCAUUAGCCGGCCAGCUCAGCCAAUCAGCCCACCUGUCUCUGCAGCUGCCGUACGCUGUGCUCGGUCUGGGUCGCAGCGCCAACUUCCUGGACCACCUCUACGUGGGCAUCCCCCGUCCCCCUGAAACCAAGGAGAUACGCCAGCAGGAGUGGACCGCCAUCAUCCCCAACUCACAGCUCAUCGUCAUCCCGUAUCCACACGACGUCCCUCGCAGCUGGAGUGCCAAACUGUACCUGACCCCCAGUAACAUCGUGCUGCUCACUGCCAUUGCCCUCAUCGGAGUGUGCGUCUUCAUCCUCAUCAUCAUUGGUAUCCUGCACUGGCAGGAGAAGAAAGCGGAUGAUCGGGAAAAGAGGCAGGAAGCCCAUCGUUUUCAUUUUGACGCCAUGUGAAUGGGAGGCAGGACGGCACACCGGAGCAUGGGGGGGUUGACCAUGAAGACACCCCCAAGGGAUUAUGGGAAAGGGUUCAUCUGUCUCAUGUAGUCUGUUCAACUGGAAUGUUUUUUUUCCUAAUUUAUUUUUUUUUUAACUAAGAUACCACGAUGAAUUUGCAUGUCCACAGUUCAUUCCCGCACCAGCAAGGGGCUUCAGAUUAUCCGGUUCCUUAUUUUUUCCCUGCUUUGGUCCUGCUGCUGCCAAUCGAAGGCCGGCAUCGUAAAUGCUUCCCCCUAACCCCAGGCUUCCUGCUGGACAUCUCAUGUCUAUGCUUUUGUAAUAUAUUGGUAUCAGUGUAUAUGCAUAAACGCUGUGAAGUUUACAUUGACCUGGACUGGCAGUGCCAUUGAAUGGGUACUGUUAUUUAUGUCUGUAUUUAUGUUUCCAUGUUUUGCACUUUUCCCCAAGUGGUGUAUAUUUUUGCAGUGGCCCCCUUGUCUGUCUUUCAUCCGGGCGCCGGGUCCUCUUACCAGCCCCCCCCCCCUGCUCCCUCCCCAGCUUAGGUGACUUGAAUCACGCCAGCGUAUUGCCAAGUUAUUGUGUCCCAUAUCCUAAUACGUUUUUGGAACCGCUAUUAAGGUGUCAUGGUGUGUGUGUGUGUGUGUGUGUGUGUGUGUGUGGGGUGGGGGGUCCCCUCACUGCUAACGUUUUAUGAUGAAAGGGUCAUCAAUAACAUGCAUCUGCAAAAUUAACACUAUAAUAAAGUAAACUUUGAGUUUUCACUGCGCAGUCAGGAAAAGAAGAGUGUCAAUUUGUACCUUUGCUUGUCAAGGGUCUGCCAGUUGUACCCUAACUGUAGGUAAAUGUGGCUUUUAGUCUAAAUUAAGGUACAUAAAUGGACUCUGGGAUACACACAACAUGAAUGUACCCUCAAUGGUAGCGCCAUUUCUGUAUCUUAAAAGGUACAAGUGCCUACGGCUAGGGUACAGUUAAUAACAGCCCCAGUGACAAGGUACAAAUUGGUACUUUUUCUGACAUUGUAAAAAUGUAAGAAACUUCUGUCAUACACUAAGUAUUUCACAUCUACGUUUUGCAAUGGAUAGUGUUGGGACCAUAUUCGAGAUUGAAAUUUUUCUGAAGAACUGUUUCUUUUUUCCGACGUUUAACUUUGAAAAUAAACUUUCCCCGAUAAAUCGAACUGUGCAAUAAAAUGUGCUUGACCUACUGUAACUGGCUUUAAAAGCCGUGCCCUUUGUAAAAUCCAGCCGCUUCGUUUCCCACAAAGGCUGUUUGUCAUGUCCUCUCACUGUGUAAGGUGUUACUGGGUAGACGAACUACUGCAUGUGGCAAAACCGUAACAUUAAUGUUUAAUUUUGUGUUUUGACCUUAAAUUGGUGUGCACAUCAUUUAUCGUAUAUUUUUACUUGUAAGUGCUGGAAGGAAAUGUAAAUUGAAACUGUUGAUGGAAUGAGUGAUUUGAGAAUUAAAUCGAAUUACAAAACAUU